UAAAAUAUUUUAUUCCAUCAAAAUUGUUGUUUAAACUAAAUUUAAUUUUAUUGCACUCUCAACAAGAGAGUCAAGCACAAAUUGAAUCAAAAUUGUGUAAAUAUUUCAAAUUUCAAGUUCCUAGCAUGUCAGGAAAACUGAGAUACUCUCAAUUAUUGAACGAUAUUCUGGAGAAAAACACUGUUCAAUGUCUGUGUUCCACAAAGUACAUGUCUAGCCUGCAGCCUCAAAAAGCCAAAGCAAAAGAUGGAGAAUGUCAGUUUGGACCCAACUGUGAGUUUUUUUCAACCUGCAAACACAACAAGGACGUGUGUACUUGCAAACCACGAUGUACGUGUGAACCAAGCUCACAAAAAACUGAAAUCGCCAAAGAAUUUUGUACGAAAAAUGUAUGUGACAAGUUCAAAUGUAUUUGUGUGGGUACUUGCCUUUGUAAAUCAGAAGAGUCACUAACCAAAGCAUACAAGCCAUUGACCUCUUGUGAGAAAUCUGUGUGCAUUUGUGCAGGAACUUGUCAGUGUAAAUCAGAUGAAUCGCUUUCACAUAAUUCACAAAACAAAUGGGACAAAUCUCCCAAAGAUACAGAUAAAAACAAAUACUCUAGUGCUGGGACUUUUCCUUCUAAGAAACAAGAAAUGCUUUUAGCAAAAUACAACCCUCCAACUAAUUGUGAUAAAUCUAUAUGUGUUUGUGGUGAGACUUGUCUUUGUGAAUCAGAAGAAUCUACUUUUAAAAAAACAUACAAGCCUUCAGAUGAGUGUGAUAAAUCAAAAUAUAUGUGUGGUGACAACUGUCUUUGUAAACCAGAAGAAUCGUUUUUGAACAAACCAUGCGAGCCUUCAAGCCACUGUGACAAAUCUGUAUGUAUCUGUGGUGGUAUUUGUCUUUGUAAAUCAGAAGAAUCAGUUCUGAAUAAAUCACACAAGCCUCCAACUCACUGUGACGAUAAUAAAUGCAUAUGCAGCAUAUGUAUAUGUCAAAACCAACAUGACUCUAAGGAGCAUCUAUUUCCAAGUUCCUUUAGAAACAUAAUCAAAAAUGAAGCGUUUUCAUUAAUGACUGAUGAUAGAAUGAAAAAGGAAUGUGCAGAGAUAAAAAAAUGUAUAACGGAUCACAAAGAAAAUAUGAAGAUAGAGCUUGAAAAAAAUAAACCACAAACAAGUUCUGAGCAGAGUACCAAAGAAGUGAAACCAUCUUCUAACUCCAAGGAGGAAAAAGAUAAUAAAGCAGUGCCAACAUCAAAUAAUCAAGUACCUAUAAAAAUUCCACAGGUAAAUGAAAACAAAGUAUCUCUUGGACCUAAUCCAGUUGAAGAGAGCAGGUUACUGUCACCUGAAUAUAUUUCAAAGAAAAAUGGAAAAAGAUCAAAUACAUCAGUCGAUGACGAGUCAAAGAGAUACGUAAAAAGGCAUAGAAGAAGUCACAGGAAGAUAAAACCAUUGGAAGAGAAACAAAAGCAACCACCUUGCUCAGUAAAAUCUAAGUCGUUAACGUACUACAGCUGUGGCAGAACAAUUAUCAAAUCCAGACCUCCUUACAUCAGAUAUUACUACUCUGGAGAUACAGAUCACUAUGGGGUGAAAAUGGGCCAUAAGCAUUGUCUAGACUUGCCACAACUAGUGCCAAAAAAUAUGGGUUGGCUGUGGAACAUUGAAGACCCAGGAAAAGGAAUCCGAGAGAGAAAAGGAUGGCCUCCUGGUUUCAUUGGAAAGAACAUAAAAAAUAUGAUUAAAGUCAUGAAAAAAUUCAGCGAAGAUCCUGGAAGCAAAAAGGAUGAAGUUCACUCAAAGAAAUGGCAAACAGUGCUUGAAGUGGACAAAAAAUUUGAACACAAAGAGGAACCUCCACUAAUCCACAUCCACAAGAAAGGCAGAGUGUACAACAUCACAUUCUGCCCCAAGAACAGUGAUGACGACAUCGGACCUAUCCCGAUCCCCUUCUCAAUCACACAGAAGAAACACGAUAGCGACACUGAAUCCUCCGAGUCUACCCUGGAGUUCGAACUACACUCACCAAAACCUCGGAGGAAACCCAAUCUGCCAAAAGUGGUACAGAAGAAAGUGGAGGAUGAAGCAGAAAAAGAAAAAGUAGAUACUGAAGCCUCCAAAACGGAAGCAGACCUAACAGAGUCUGUUGUACAAACUUCCAUUACUGCCAAAACUAAGAAGAAACCAAUCAAAAAGAAAUCAGAUGAAAAUAAAAAUUUGUGGGAGGAUCAGCCAACCCAGGUUCAAAAAAUUACAGAAAAAUAAUAUUGUAAAUUAAAAUAGUUUGUUUACAUUUGAGUAUUUAUUAUAUACAAUGAAACCAAUGGAAUAAAACAAAAUGUAACUUUA
Molecule: messenger RNA, 2336 nt
Organism: Homalodisca vitripennis (glassy-winged sharpshooter)
Lineage: Eukaryota; Metazoa; Arthropoda; Insecta; Hemiptera; Cicadellidae
Exons: 3
Coding region: 126-2252 (708 amino acids)
Source: RefSeq, a predicted model, not a curated record